AUGAAAAAUAUCGAAAUUGUGACCCCUUGGCUUGAAGUAGAAGAUUACCCAAAGCUUCUUGGUUCGGCCACGCUCGGAGUUUCUUUGCACACCUCAUCGUCUGGGUGCGAUCUUCCAAUGAAAGUUGUCGACAUGUUUGGCGCCGGCUGCCCAGCUUUUGCUCUCAACUUUCAAGCUAUAACAGAGCUCGUGAAAGACGGCGAAAAUGGAAAGAUCUUCAACUCGUCAGACGAACUUGCAGAACUCAUCCGUGAACAUUUAGUCAAAUCCUCUAGAAUCGAUGAGUACCGUUCGAAUUUAGCGAAGGAGCGAAUUUCAUGGGAGGAUCAUUGGUCAUCUGUUGCCGCAGCUCACUUUUCUUCGUGCACUUCUGAGUAG
Molecule: messenger RNA, 378 nt
Organism: Oikopleura dioica
Lineage: Eukaryota; Metazoa; Chordata; Appendicularia; Copelata; Oikopleuridae
Source: the annotation of a GenBank genome assembly